This is a messenger RNA of Tigriopus californicus, 1959 nucleotides long. RefSeq names its product CLIP domain-containing serine protease HP8-like. The record is from RefSeq and is a predicted model, not a curated record. The transcript has 7 exons. The coding region runs from base 444 to 1868 and encodes 474 amino acids. Gene Ontology annotation, biological process: proteolysis. Gene Ontology annotation, molecular function: serine-type endopeptidase activity. NCBI's taxonomy places the organism in Eukaryota, Metazoa, Arthropoda, Copepoda, Harpacticoida, Harpacticidae.
AGUUCCCCAUCUUGGUGACUUGAACACAGAAGUGGAAUGGCCCUUGACAUGAGCUGGAAAACGAGUUUUUUCUUCAAAUUACCACUGUUGUGCACACUGGCCAACUGUUAGAUUGUCGAGGUUGGCCACUGAUAUCAUCUCAAGAGUUGGAGUGCGAUUCAAAUAUGCGAAAAGGAGACAAAACGGAGGUUCACCAAGCUGUGAAUGGUUGAAACAGCACGACCAUAGAAGACCUCUCUCUCCAACGGAUGACUCGGUGUGGCUCAUGAAUAGCAGCUCGGACUUCCAUUUGCUUGAAUAGAACUUGUUGUGCAAACGGUCCUGUGGAGGAGCUUCGGGAGCUUUGGGAAUUUCCAGAAUUACCCGAACUCUAGCCAUUCAAAACGAGCUUUAAACGCAUCGCCAUCAAGUUCAAUAGUCAUACUUACACCCCAAGGACCGUGAUGUUCGUGUUUCGUUUCAUAUUAUCCUUCGGCUUAGGGAUAUCAUUGGCCCACGGAUUCACCCUUCCACAAGAAGAUGAGACGCCAAGAUCGUGCAAUUUGCCCAAAGGAACCCCUGGAUUCUGUGUCCCCUUGAACCGAUGCACCGCUAUCAAUGAGUUGGUCGAAAAUCUCGAAACAGUUACCAACGACGUUCGUUUAUAUAUGCAAGACUCCUUCCAAUGUCCGCCCAAUCCAAAGAAAGAAGGAUUUGAAGUGUGCUGUGCUCCAGAAUUAAUCGUUCCAGCUUUGACGGUCGAACCCGAAACGGUCCCCCGAAAUUCAUGUGCCUUUCAAUUUGAUAUUCCCGUUACUUGUGCCCCGUUUUCGGAAUGCACGCCCAUCCUCCAAUUGAUUGAAAACAUCCGCAGACCCAUUCCGCAGGCCAUUCCCAUUCUCCUUCAGAACAGCUGGCUAUGCGGAUUUGAAGCGAUUGGGGGCGUGUCCCAGCCUCAAGUGUGUUGCCCGAAUGCAGUUUUGAAACCAAAAAAAAAAGUACCCUCCGAUCAUCCUAAUCGUGGCCUUCUUCCCUUGGAUACCGAAUGUGGAAUCAAUGACCCCGUCCAAAAGAGAAUCGUGGGUGGUCAAGACACUGUACUUGGCGAAUAUCCUUGGUUGGUCAAUCUUGGAUUUAAAAGCUCGGGUGGCACCACAGACGAGAUUCUUUUUAAAUGUGGUGGAUCUUUAAUAUCAGACCAAUAUGUCCUCACUGCUGCACAUUGUGUCACCAAUCUGCCCGAAUCAAUCACCUUAGCUCGCAUUCGAGUAGGUGAACACGACUUAGGAAAAGAUGAGGAUUGUGAUCCGGACUCAUUCCCAAAAGUGUGCGCUGAACCGGUUCAAGACUUCAACAUCGAGAAGAUCAUUCCCCACGAGAGCUACAAUGCGCCCAAUCCGUUUCAAAACGACAUCGCCCUUAUUCGAUUAGACGGAAAAGUUCAAUUUAACAGAUUUGCCAGUCCCAUUUGCUUACCCUUCAAGGACGACGAAGAGGAGUCUUAUGAGAAGGUGGAGUCUCAAAAUACGAUCACCGACGUAGCGGGUUGGGGUGCCACCACAAGGACUGGCCGAAAACCCGCGUUAUUGCUGCAGAAAUUGAAAGUCGAGGUUUUUGAAGGUGCCAAAUGUCGGGAGGUUUACUCGACUCGUGGCGGCAAAUUGACCCCUUUGCAACAAAUGUGCGCAGGAGGUGAAAACGGAAAAGAUUCCUGCGUUGGCGAUUCGGGAUCCGCCCUCAUGAGAGAUGUUCGACCACUUCCAUCCAUCUUCAAGAUCAUAGGGGUGGUCAGUUUUGGACCCAGGAGGUGCGGGACUGAGGGCGUUCCUGGAGUUUACACAAGGGUGAGGUAUUAUUUGGAUUGGAUCUUGGACCAUAUAGAAGAGUGAUCCGUUGUGUGUUCGAAAGCGUAUGGAGCGAGAACCAUUCUUACUUUGUCAUGGACAUGAAAUUCACGUGAAUAAAAUAAUUUAAUUUUUA